Molecule: messenger RNA, 1899 nt
Organism: Symbiodinium sp. CCMP2592
Lineage: Eukaryota; Dinophyceae; Suessiales; Symbiodiniaceae
Source: the annotation of a GenBank genome assembly
AUGGCCAGCACCCGUCGCCUCGACGACGAGGAUGUGGACGUGUAUUUUGCCCAGCAUGACAUCCAGAGCGUCGUCAGCGACAUGUUGUAUGAGCUCGGCUACCACCGACCAGAGCAGGUGGGACCCUUUCUGGCAACCUUUGUGGACCGCCGCUUUGAGCUCGACGGAGCGGUUUCCCGGACACGAGGUGGCGCCAGUCGAAAUUUCGGUUCUGCUUCCGACCACUUUGACACCCUGAGCGUGAACGCCUCCUCCUCGCAUCCGACUUCGGAGGAGGUCAUCGUGGGUCAGCUGCUGCUAGAGAUCCGCGGCCUGCGUCGCAAGUAUUCUGACUUCGCUGCGGAGGUCACUCAAGGAAAAGGUGACCAUAGCAGCGCAGCUUCGGUGUCUGUCAUCGCGUGGCACGAGUUCCACAGCGACUACGAUCGCCUGCUCAUGCUGCUCAGCAAUUCGAUGCUGUGGAAGUUCUGCCAGCGGCGUUUGGCCAUGCUCCGGGGACUCUUCGAGGCCCACCGGGCCUUGAACGCCCAUUUCGAGGAGGAGGAGGCUUUCGGGGCAGCACCUGCUCGAGUGGAUGGCUGUGUCCGGGUUGGCCGAUUGCUGCCACCCGGAAGGCUGAUGGCCUUCUUCCAAAGCAAGCGCAGCGACUCCAGCGAGGAGGCGCAGCAGGAUGCCUUGAACGAGCUCCUGCUCGAGUGGCAGGGUCGACCGCCUGGACCGGAAGAUCUCACCAGCGAUCCGGACGUGCUGGCCCCAUCGAUGAAGAGCUUGAAGGGGCUCUUUUCGAGUACAACCAAUGCACUUCACGGCUCGUACUUGAAAGAGAUGCUGCUGGAGUCGGUCCGGCUGCUCGAGCAAACCUCGCCUUCCACGGGUGGCGCCACUUAUGCCGAGUACAGGCUGCCGCUUUAUCCGGAGGAUGGCGCUUGGUUUGACCUGGCCAAAUGGAGUGCUUCCCUGGGUCCGCUGAGCUCGCGGGUGCGCUGGGUGAUUCAGCUCCCCCAAGCCGGCUAUGCAAGCCUCAAGGCGCGCCGCACCAUCCUGGACUAUGGGGAGCUGCUGGGCAAUGCGUUCGGGCCGCUGCUGAAGUUGGUCUUGGAGGAGCCCCAAUCGGAGGCCUUCCAAAGGCUUGGAGACCUUCUGAGCAAUGCCGUGGCCUUCGAGGUCUCUGCGUCGGACGGGGGCAGCGAGCCCUUGACGACAGAGGUUUCGCGGGAGCCCAACGACUGGAGUGAUGGGUCCUCCCCUGCUUUCGCGUAUCAGCUCUACCAUGUCUGGGCACGUUUACGAGGCCUUAACCAUGCCUGCGCGCAGGCCAAGCGGAAGGAGUUCGAGCUGAGAGCCUCAGCCUCUGGUGCCGAGGGUCUCGCCUGUGCGUACAUGCUUGGAGCGAACUCCGUCUCCGGGUGCGCAUCCCUCGCCUCGCAUGCUCCACUGCAGUAUCUCUUCAUGCUCGAUCGCAUUGGUGCUCAGGUGUCGCUUUGCUCGCAGCGGUCCUUGGGUGGGGCCGGCGAGGCGGGGCCUGCUGCGCUGGACGCCCUCUUUCGAAGCGGCGUCCGCGUGGCACUGUGCAGCGAGGAUCCCACGGUCUCACACCAGGGCGACGAUCCUUUGGGUCAGGAGUUUAGCCUUGCCCGGCGGUUGCUCAACCUUGGUGCAGCUGAUGCGGCUGAGCUCUGCCGCAACUCCCGACUGCUCUCCGGUUUCGAAGCCCUGCGGAGCGAUUCUUCGGAAGGCGACGAGGACCCAGGGUCCCAGCAUGGCCCAGGGUGCACGGAAGUUGGGUUCACGAAGCGCGAGCAGUUUUUGGCUUUGUUCCGUGUGGUUGCGUGUUUUGUUGGAAAGAGCUCCCCUGCCAGGAUGAUGCCGCAGGCCCUGGCGAGCCUGACAAAUCUAUGA